Messenger RNA from Paraglomus occultum, 182 nucleotides. The record is from the annotation of a GenBank genome assembly. Lineage: Eukaryota; Fungi; Glomeromycota; Glomeromycetes; Paraglomerales; Paraglomeraceae.
UUAAACAUCACCAGGAAUUGCUAUUACGGGAUUUUGAUAAGAAUUUUGAAGAAAGUGAGAUAGUAAAUAGUAAAUACCAUAAUGAACUAGCUACCAAAAACUAUCUCAAGACUAUUGUGAAUGCUUUGAAAUCUAAACAGGAACUUGAUCCAGUUGAAUUAAGAGAGUUCAAGAAUAUUUAG